AUGGAGAUGCGAGCUAUACAUCAUGGAUUCGAUGAACCCCAGCGGAUAGAACCUAUUGAAGAUCCUGAAGACUGGUUGCAUAUGACCCCCGAAGAAAUUGCGCAGGAAGAGGCAGAGCAACGAUUUCGUGAGAGGCAAGCCGAGAUCCAAGAAAAACGUCGUUUGGAAGAAUUACGCGUACAAGAGGAACAACGAGCAAAGCUUCAGCCAUCUCCGGAUACAUGGUCUCUGGAACAACUUCGAACAGAGACAACACGCUUGGCCAACAUCUUGGAAGCAAUGUCUUCAUCUGGAGUCCAAGAGGUCAAGACAAAUGCACAAUCAUCUCUUUUAAGUCUGGGUGUAUCUUUUGUGUCUUUGAACAGCGUUGCACAGCUAAUUCGUGGUGAGUAUGAUGAUCGUGUCAUUGCUGAGGAAGAUGCAACGAGCCUGGAUGUUGUCUUUCAAGGAAUUUUAGGAGAAUUUGAGAAGACAAAGGAGCUGGCCGGUAAUUCAUUGCUCUUAGCCAUGACCUUCAGUCAACAGGCAGUCCAAUUUCAUGAUGGAGAGCUCAUUCCUCUUCAAGUCCAAGCUGAAAGAUCUGUCGCACAGCUGGACGUAAAUAUCAAGCAAAAUGAAGUUACAAUCGGCGUUCUUGAAGUUCAAGCUACUCAGCAAUUGGCAGACGUCCAAGCCAGCGAAGCAGCUGCGGCUUCUGCAAGAGCCAAGCUGCGCAAAGCCAAACGUUUAGGCCACUUUAUUUCAAGUCUACCUGGGUUAAGGGAUGCGGUCAAUCAUGCUCAAGACCUUGUCAAUAAUACUCGAAACACACUGACGCAAUCUACCGAGGCUUUGAACAAGACCAGAGACUCACUUCUGAUAUCAACCAGAUGUAGAGAAGAGUCAAUUGCGAUUGAAACCCAGGUCAAAGCUUUAGAUGGUCCGAUGCAGCAGCAACUAAGCCGAGCAACUCUACUUGAGCAAACCCUUGUCACCAUUAAGGGCCAGUCAAUAAAAUGCUAUGUACAAGUUCAGUCAUGCCUUACUGAACUAAAAGGGGCUAGCUUCUCAUUAUCAAAAACCCAAAUUGCUGGCAAUAUACUUGCAACACUUUUAGAAGGCACAUUUGACGCAGUUGUUGGGGAGCAGGCGAAACUCAUUUUUGAAGAUCUAAAGACUAACGACGAUGCGAAAGGCUCGGUUCGACUUCUUCAAGCUGAUCGCGUACUGCUACUAGAAGACGCUUUUCGUACUAUAAUGAGUUUAUGA
Messenger RNA from Venustampulla echinocandica, 1248 nucleotides. RefSeq lists its product as uncharacterized. The transcript is spliced from 3 exons. The coding region runs from base 1 to 1248 and encodes 415 amino acids. The record is from RefSeq and is a predicted model, not a curated record. Lineage: Eukaryota; Fungi; Ascomycota; Leotiomycetes; Helotiales; Pleuroascaceae.